AUGCCUUCAACCACACACAGCGAGUUCGGCCACGAUACCGAAGCCCUCGAAGUCGCCAAAGCCUUCGCUAAUGGCAUCCGCGGCAAGACUAUCAUUGUUACGGGCGCGAACAGCGGCGGUAUAGGAUUUACCACAUUGCAAGCCUUUGCAUCUCAGUCCCCAGCGCACCUCAUCCUCGCCAGCCGUACACCCUCGAAAAUCCAAGAGACUGUCGAAAAACUCAAGGCCGAGUAUCCUAGCGUCGACUACCGCCCGCUGACCCUCAAUCUCUCCUCUCAAAAAGCAGUGCGCGAUGCUGCUGCGGAAGUCCUUUCCUGGCAAGAUGUCGACGCAAUCGAUAUCAUCGUCAACAGCGCGGGUGUCAUGGGUCUUCCAGAUCGUCAGCUCACGCCUGAUGGCAUCGAAAUGCACUUCGGGACCAACCACAUCGGACACUUCCUCUUUACCUCGCUGCUGAUGCCGAAGCUGCUCACCGCAGCACAGCGCAACUCUAGAGGUGCGACACGCGUCGUGAACGUCACGUCUCUAUCGCCGCUUGUUGCGGGCAUCCGCUGGAGCGACGUCAACUUCGACAAGUUUAACAAAGACUUGCCGGAAGAGGAGCGCCCAAGUGAGAAGAUGUUAGCUAUGUGGGGGUUCACCAACAUUCUGGAGAGAUCGUACAUCCCUAUCGAGGGGUACAAUCAGUCUAAAGCCGCCAACGUCUUGUUCUCCAUUGGUCUGUCGGACCGUUUGUAUCAGAAGCACAGUAUUGUUAGCAUUGCCGUGCAUCCGGGUGUCAUUCCAACAGAGCUGGGUAGAGACUUUGGGGAAGAGAUGGAGCAAGCAGUGGUCAAUAUAGGAAAGUCAGGGAUGGCCACAUAUAAGACUUUGGGUGCGGGGUCUUCGACGAGCUUGACGGCAGCGCUGGAUCCGAAGCUCGGUGAGGGUGUUGGUGAGGAGAAGGAUGGCAAGGUAUAUGGUGCCUAUAUGAUCGACUGUCAAGUUUCGGACAAGGCAAAUGUGCGGGCGUGCUCGAGGGGAGAAGCGGAGAAAUUGUGGGAGCUUUCUGAAAAGCUGGUUGGCGAAAAGUUUGCUUGGUAG
Messenger RNA from Didymosphaeria variabile, 1083 nucleotides. RefSeq lists its product as uncharacterized. Bases 1 to 1083 code for a protein of 360 amino acids. Lineage: Eukaryota; Fungi; Ascomycota; Dothideomycetes; Pleosporales; Didymosphaeriaceae. The record is from RefSeq and is a predicted model, not a curated record. The transcript is spliced from 2 exons.